Salvia splendens (bonfire salvia) is the source of this 420-nucleotide messenger RNA. RefSeq lists its product as uncharacterized. The coding region runs from base 1 to 420 and encodes 139 amino acids. Lineage: Eukaryota; Viridiplantae; Streptophyta; Magnoliopsida; Lamiales; Lamiaceae. The transcript is spliced from 2 exons. The record is from RefSeq and is a predicted model, not a curated record.
AUGGCCGACAAGUUGUGGCACAGCAAAGAGCGAACCAACAGAGGGAACCUUACUGCAACCGGUGCUCCAUGUUUCACAUUGGGGAGUGCAGAGUCAGAGGCAUUCGAUGUGACGCCUGAUGGAAUUCAAGUGGACCCAGCAAAGGCCCAGGCUGUGCAAAAUUGGAAAUCGCCGAAAAUGUUGAGUGAAAUUCGCAGUUUCUUGGAAUUGGCGGGAUACUACCGACGUUUCAUCGAGCGAUUCUCUAAAAUUGCAAGACUGAUGACGCAAUUGUUGAAGAAGGGAAUCAAAGUAGUUUGGACGCCGGAAUGCGAGGUGAGUUUCCAACAGUUGAAAGAGAAAUUGACUACAGCACCUGUCCUAGCGGUGCCGGAAACCGACAAGGACUUCGCUGUCUACACUGACGCGUUGAAAGUAUGA